This is a messenger RNA of Didymodactylos carnosus, 950 nucleotides long. Lineage: Eukaryota; Metazoa; Rotifera; Eurotatoria; Philodinida; Philodinidae. The record is from the annotation of a GenBank genome assembly.
AAGAGUUUUUGAAUAAUUUCAAUUCUCAUAUCUCCGAUGGAGUACAUCAUCUUGGUGGUAUCUAUUUGAGAACUAUCUCUGCAUCAACAAACACAUCAUCAUCCAUAGAUGAAUUGGAAAAAAUUACCACAAAAUGUUUCAACGCAUCCUUAGAUGUUGGUUUCUCCAAGUUUAAUGUUGGUUCAAGUGGUGCUCUUUCAUAUGAAUCUUUUAAUGAUUGUGGUACACAUACGGCAAAUAAAAUUGAAAAGAAACAAGCUACAAUUGAAUGUCGAAUUCUCUCAUUUGGACCUCCAUGUACAAAUCCAGAUAUAUUUGCUCAGUUACUUUCUACAAACAAUUCUUUCUGGCAUUUGAUAGAUCGUUCAGAUUUCCGAUCAUUUCUUCCCGUUUGGGAACUGAUGAACAAUCAUUCGGAUAACUACAUACAACAAGCAGCACGUAAAAUUAAGCAAGCAUGGUUGCAACAGGCAGCAAAUUUUUCACACAUACCGAUAAUUCAGUGUGAAAUUGAUCGUGUUAUGUUAGAUACACGGAAUCCUACAGCUUUAUCAAUUCGUUUACCAUCGCAUCGUUUGAUGUCUGUAAAAGACUCGAUCUCUUUUGAUACAGCUGUCGAUACUGUUGAGGAUAUUUUGAAGAGCGAGAUUGGAUCAUUCGAUACUGAUGCAGCCAAUGAAACACAGUUGUUGAAUAAGACGAUAUCAGCGUUUCAUAUUAUAUUCGAAGCAAACUCAGCGUUUGGUCACAAUUUAUUACCCGCCUUAUUGACGCGUGAAACACUUAAACGAUUCCUGACUUCAAUUGGUUUAUGUGAUCAAGUGCUUAAACUGCAGUUAACAUAUUCAAUAAUCACAAGAAUUUUCAAUGAACAGUUGUUAAAUCAACUACAACGAGAAAACAUAUCACUGGGCGAUGUAACAACGAAACUACUUAACCAAGCUAAAUAG